CUCCGUGCGACAUCGAAGCGUGGUGAACCGAAACGAAUUCUUCGAGCUGGGUAUCGAGGGACGGGUCCGAGAAUCGAAGUAGGCCCAACGUGCAGCUGGCGUACUGCGCGAGGACGGACGGGGCGGAGGUAAUUGCUGUGUGGCUUGGGUGGGAAUCGAAUUGCAGGCACCAGGCACGAGCCCCGACCGAACCGAACGAGAAUCAUCAAGAUGGCAUCGAACGAAACGGCUUCUUGUCCGAAGCCGUUCCUCUCCGAUCACCUAUACACAGAUGGCGGCUGUAAGUUGGUGGUCCAAAGAGUUGGGCGCGCAUGAAGCAACUGCUGCUGACACUGCACGUAGUUGUGGAAGGCAGACUUUGCAGCGAGAUUGGGGAAUUGAACUGCUGCCUGCCAUGCCCCAUGACCGAUUGGGCGUAUCCAGAUAGUUUCCAGACCAUGGGCACGGCAGCGAACUGGGUGGCGGUCGCAAGCACCAUAUGCUGCGUCUUUCUCCUGAUCUCGUGGGCCGUGCUGCCCGUUGACAAGACGUACAGGCACUACCUGAGCAUCAGUUUGACCGUAGCCGUCAUGUUCAUGAACCUUGGUUUCGUCAUUCCCCUGGCCGGAAAUCCGGAUCAAUGCUUUGACGACAUCACACCACAUUCGAUGCAUACGGCUCCGAUUUGCGCGGCUUCGGGCUUCUUCCUCAUUAUGGGUGGCUGGGGAGGCGUCCUUUGGGUUUUCUUGCGCGCCGUAUCUCUGCACCUUCAGAUCUGCUGGCAACUGGUUGUGGGGCGCAAUUUCAUGUGGUUCUCGCAGGUCGCUGGCUGGGGCAUUCCCGUCCUUGGUGUUACCCUCGCCUUUGUUUUCAGCGGCGUCUCGUUCCGGUUCGGCGAAACGUGCCAUAUCAACCACAAGAACAGUCUCGCCGAUCUCUGGAUCCCCCUGUUGGUCUUUGCCGGCUUGACUAUCAUCAUCCAAUUCGCCACCUUCGGCUACUGCAUCAAGGUCUAUCUCGCCUCGCUCUCCGACAACAGCGCCUCGACCGAAGGCUCCGGCAUGCCUUCGUACACCAACAGCAUCCGGACCAUGACACCAAAACAGGCCUAUCGCCGUGUGCGCCGCGUCAUUGCUCUCCAAUGGAGAGGCAUUACUAUCGUUCUCAUCAUCAUCGCCGACGUCAUCUUCUUCUCGGUCGUCUUCGUUUUUCAGGACAACACGAUCGAAACUGUGAAGCAGAAUUCGAAUCUUGUGCGUCCCUGGGCCGGGUGCUUGAUUACCAAUGGUGGUAACAAGGUGCCGUGUCUGGAUCAAGCUAGCAUGCUCCGUGUCAACAUGCCGACAGUCGGCGCCGUUCUCUUUCUACUAGGGAUGAACGGCAUUUGGCUCCUCCUCCUCCUCGGCCGCUGGUCCAUGGCUACUGGCUGGCUUGACAUGUGCACCUCGGUUCCCAACCGGAACAAGAGGGAGUUUGUCUCAGUCGAUGCGCGGCUGGACGAUCUCAAAAAAGACACACGUUCGUACGAGAUGCUCUCCCGGGACACCGGGAAGACCAUGGACGAUUCAGUAACACCCUCCGUAGUGACUCCCAUUUCUCCGACGCACGCGAGGACGCUGGCGGGGAGUCCGGUCAAUCACGAUUAUAUUCACAUGCCCAACAGCGAUGGGCGCCGGACUCCUGACUACUUUGGGAAUACCGCCCGGUACCAUACCCCUGCGAGAUCGUUUUCGAGCCCACGCCCGCCCCAGACGGUACACUGGGACGCCCGAGAAACCUACGCGAGGCCGACGUCGCCAUAUUCGCAGCAGGAUCGAUAUGUCAACCCCCUGGGCAUGAACAGGAUAUGACCGUUAUGACGACACGCGAAAAUUAUCGGAUUUUUUUUUCCUUUUUCCGUUGCCCAAUUCGAACCCGGCAACGGGCCACCGACGCAUUUUCCACCAUAAAGGUGUUCGAGUCACGCACUUCGACGACCACCAAGCCUCGAUCCGCCAUUGUACAUAGGACGACGUCCGAUCAAGGGCGAGUAUUCGCGGCGGCUGAGGG
This is a messenger RNA of Parathielavia appendiculata, 2028 nucleotides long. RefSeq lists its product as uncharacterized. Gene Ontology annotation, cellular component: membrane. Gene Ontology annotation, molecular function: G protein-coupled receptor activity. The transcript has 3 exons. The record is from RefSeq and is a predicted model, not a curated record. The coding region runs from base 312 to 1829 and encodes 505 amino acids. Lineage: Eukaryota; Fungi; Ascomycota; Sordariomycetes; Sordariales; Chaetomiaceae. Gene Ontology annotation, biological process: cell surface receptor signaling pathway; G protein-coupled receptor signaling pathway.